Arxiozyma heterogenica is the source of this 711-nucleotide messenger RNA. RefSeq names its product riboflavin synthase (gene RIB5). The record is from RefSeq and is a predicted model, not a curated record. Gene Ontology annotation, biological process: riboflavin biosynthetic process. Bases 1 to 711 code for a protein of 236 amino acids. The transcript has a single exon. Lineage: Eukaryota; Fungi; Ascomycota; Saccharomycetes; Saccharomycetales; Saccharomycetaceae. Gene Ontology annotation, molecular function: riboflavin synthase activity.
AUGUUUACAGGUAUAGUGGAAUGUAUUGGUACCAUUGAGAGUAUACAAGAAAUGGACAUGACUAAAUCUGGUGGCCAAGGCUUAUCUAUCGUGAUAAAAGAUUGUUCAAAUAUCCUGACAGAUUGUCAUAUUGGUGAUUCUAUAGCAAUCAACGGCAUAUGUUUGACUGUCACUGAAUUCUCCAACAACUCAUUUAAAGUAGGCAUCUCUCCAGAGACUCUUAGAAGAACCAAUGUAGCAGAAUGGUCCAUCAACGCCAAAGUUAAUUUGGAAAGAGCUGUCUCUAAUGAUGUUAGAUUUGGUGGACACUAUGUCCAAGGUCAUGUGGACACAAUAGCUUUGAUUAAAUCAGCCUUUCCCGAUGGUAACUCUAUAAUUUUCACAUUCCAAUUUGAUCAUAGAGAUUCUCAAUACAUGAAAUAUAUAGUAGAGAAAGGUUUUAUUUGUAUAGAUGGUAUUUCUUUGACAGUGACACAGGUGAACGAUGAAGAUAAUUCAUUCUCUAUCGCAAUGAUCAAACAUACUCAAGAAAACGUUACUUUGCCGUUGAAACAAGUAGGAAAAGAUAGAGUCAACAUUGAAGUGGAUCUGACUGGCAAGAUCAUCGAAAAACAAAUCAUUUCAGCUUUGAAUGAUCAAAUCAAUAAUGUAGACUCUCCACUGGUAAACCUAGUAAAUAUGUUGAUUGAUAAAAAAUUGAAACAAAAAUAA